GCUGCGCACUCCCUACCUGCCGUCACGUGAAGAUGGCGGCGCGUGCGGCCGCGCUGCUCGUGCUGAGCGGUUCGGCGUGGUUCGGCCUCUGCGCUGGACCCGGACUCGCUCCGGACUCUGAGCGCGGCCGGAUGGAGCUGCGGCGCGUGCAGAACCUUGCUGCUCAGUCGCGGUUCGGAGAGUGUUGGGCGCGAGCUCUGGAGCAGCUGGUCACGCGCUGCAGGGACAUGACGUCAGAAAGUCAGAGCCGCCUGGCGUUGCGGUUCGCCCACUGUCACCUCCUCAGCUCGGGCAGAGAUUUCCCAUCAUGCCCUGAGGGCUCUGAGGUCAGCAGGUGCACAGGUGAGAUGGACGAUGUGGCCUUCAACACCUACACAGAGUUCUUCACCCACACUCACUCUAUCUGCCACUUCCUGCAGUCUGAGGCCUGGCAGAACCAGGCUGAGAUCAGCAUGUGCAGGCUGACGGAGACCUCAGCAGGUGUAGCUGAGCAGCUCCAGUCCACCAGACAGAUGGCCAGAGACCUGAUGGAGGCCCAGAACGCAGCCUUACAGGCCCAACAGGAAAUCCUGUCCAAUGGAGACGAGCUGAGAAACAUCCUGAGAGACUCGACCCAGGGCCUCCAGUCGGUGUUCUCCGACCUCAGCAGCGCCUCCCAGGCGCAGCAGGUGGAGCUGUCUGAGCUCUUCCACAGAGUUUCCUUUCUGCAGAGUUUCCUCCUGAUGGAGGCUCACAGUCUGACCUCCUGCUGCUACAACGCCGCUGCGCUCUGCAUCGCCUUCCUCAUCACCUCCACCCCGCGCUCUUCCAGAGCUAGGCUGGUGUUGUUGGGUUUGGUGUGUCUGAACUUCUACCUGGAGAUGAAGAUCUACCAGUUUGUGACAAGCUCAGAGGAACCGGAACACCUGGACAUGGAGCUGGUUUCCGUGUACGUUGGCGUGUUGCGACGCUCUAUGACGUGUGUCGGUGUGAUUGUUCUGCUGCUGGUCUGCGUCCGGUACCGAGACCCGGUCCAGCAGAGUCUGCAGGUUCUGCAACAGCUCAGAGAGACUCAGACUCACCUGCAGGAGGCGCUGCAGCGGGCAGAGAGUUUGCUGCAGCAGAAGAUGAAGAGUGAAGAUGAUGAGUAUCUGCGUGUGAAGAGAAGAGCUGAGACACAGAGGAGGAGGAGGAGGGAGGAAGAGGAGGAGGAGGAAUGCAGCACCUUGUCGUCUUCCAAUACAGAUGCAGGUUGGAGCAGCAUCUCUGUUUCCCAUGAUGCAUUAGUGCAGCGCUCAGGUGGGCUUCCUCGUGACUCCUCCCCCCUUGUCUACAGCAUCCUGGUGGAAAACAAACGGCCUCGUUACAGCCUGCGGAGCCGGCGCUCAGAGACUCGCUGAGAUGUGGUCUUCCUCUUCCUCUUCAUCUUCAUCUUUCUGUUCUGCUGGAAACUAUUUUACUUCAUUCUGUCUGAUUAUUAAUAAACUUGUUUCAAAU
Melanotaenia boesemani (Boeseman's rainbowfish) is the source of this 1476-nucleotide messenger RNA. RefSeq lists its product as uncharacterized. The record is from RefSeq and is a predicted model, not a curated record. Lineage: Eukaryota; Metazoa; Chordata; Actinopteri; Atheriniformes; Melanotaeniidae. The coding region runs from base 33 to 1379 and encodes 448 amino acids. The transcript has 10 exons.